This is a messenger RNA of Hyla sarda, 4460 nucleotides long. RefSeq lists its product as uncharacterized. The transcript is spliced from 4 exons. Bases 3365 to 3790 code for a protein of 141 amino acids. Gene Ontology annotation, molecular function: DNA binding. NCBI's taxonomy places the organism in Eukaryota, Metazoa, Chordata, Amphibia, Anura, Hylidae. The record is from RefSeq and is a predicted model, not a curated record.
UCGCACGCCGAGCCCGCUCACGUGGUCCCCCCAGCUGCUUUGCACCACUCGUGCUUGCGCUCCGUCUCCUUCCUCUUCUUCCUGCCGGAUCUCUUUUCUGCUGACUGUGCGCCUCUCAGCCCGUUCACCUCCACCACUACUGUCCACUGUAGCGAGGCCGCCACACCCCCUUCCACACCGGACACCUCCAUCUCCAUACCACAGCGGGGAGCAGAUACGUCCGUCAGGUGGUUUCCUUUUUUCUCUCUUUCCUCUUUUUCUUUCUUUUUUCGCCCUAAUCAGGGACGUUCGUCCCAGGGUCAGCAUCAUGCCUCCUGGGGGGGGGGGGAGAGGAGGGAGAGAGCCCUGGAGCGGGCGGAGCUGACGAGAUCACAUCCUCUCGUCACGUGACCCUUGUCCCAGAAUAAACAAGGACUUGAUUAGUUAAUUACGGAAUGCAUUCGUUAUUAGUUGACGAAAUCGAAACUAAGGAAUAAUUUUCUCUAUUUAUUUGAUUGGUCACUUUACAGAGUUUGUUAUCACAUGACAUUAGUCAGCCAAUCGGGGUGUCCUUCUACAUCCUGUGUUUUUCACAGACAUUGAGGAACUUUUCUUUAUUCCUGUGAAAGUUUUACUGGUGUUAACAGUGACUCACAGUGCUUGUAGAGAUGGACAGCUCCCCUGAGGAAGACUUCCCCAGUGACACAGAGACAGCUAGAGGACAAGAUGUUACCAAGAAGCCAAAGGUAACAGCUGCCAUUUUUUACAAGAGGACAUCAGCAAGGCCUGCUGCCAAGUCAUCCAGUGGCCAAACUUCUAGGCAACCAAUCAGAGACAUCUGCCAUUUGGAGACGGAGACUCUAGCAGAAAAUGAGACAGCCAUUACUGAUGCUGAGGUGGCCCUAAAUGUCCAUCAAGAAGGCUCUGACACAGAAAUAGACAACAUCAUGCAUGUCAGUCCAGCCCUUGCAGAUAUGAACAUUGGCAUUGUAGAAGAGGAGGUACCAUGGUCCAGUAUUGCACCAGAUAAACCUUUUUCGCCACUACUAUUCGUACAUGACAUUGAUGAUGACUAUCAAGAAUCUCAAUCACCACCAUCCUCCUCUGGCUCCAUAGUUGUGGAUACACCCUCCCAUGCAAAGACUGCCACUGUCACCAGUACAAGGACUUUAGCUACUGCUUCCAAGAGCACUCCCCUUCCAGAAAAACCUUCCCCAUCAGCAAAACCCAGUGUCAGUGGUAACCGCAAAUCUAAGGUAUGGGAGCAUUUUAUAACAGUUGGGGAUGGUCGCUUGGCCAAAUGUAAGCUAUGUGGCAAGGAAGUAAGUUGUGGCAAAGUCUUGGGGCAUCUCACCAAUGCAGGAAUGGAUAACCAUCUGAGGACACACCACAAGGCAGUGUUGAUGAUAGAAGAAAGUGGUUUGGCAGCUCCACCAAGUAAAAGAAAGGGAAGUAGUAGUGCUAGUUCCAGUGCUACUAUGAGUUCAGCCUCAGAUAACCUGGAAAAGGGGCAAGGGGCUGAAGCUGUUGUUCAUCCCAGUAAAGGAAACCAGUCCACCAUAGAACAGUUUACUGGUUUUCAUCCCAGGGGGAUUUCCCGCCAACAGUCCCGCAAGAUUACCCGCCUUAUAGGUGAGCAUUUAACAUGGUGGAAGGGGAACCUUUUAAACGCCUUCUAAAGGCACUUGCACCCCAAUAUAUUGUACCAUCACGUACCACAUUCAGCAGAAGUAUAGUACCUGCUUUGUAUAAAUCGUGUGUGGAUCUGCUAAAAGAGGAGCUGGGAAAAGCUGCUGGACAGUCUGUACAUCUAACCACUGACCUGUGGAGUGCUCCCAGUGGCCAGCAUGCUUUCCUAUCAUUGACCGCACACUGGUGGCAGCCCAUUGUCACUGAACUUGCCCAAACCAAAUCAGGCCCAAGAAGCACAGGGGCUGGUGUUGAGAAUACAAAUCAGGGCCACCGCUCAUUCCUCCUCCAUGCAGAGGUAUUGGAUGAGCAGCACAGCUCACAAAACAUAACCAGAGCACUUUAAAAAAUGGUGGAAGAAUGGCUUGGGGAACAUGGAGAUACACAUCCGAAGAUGGGUUUCGUGGUGACUGACGGUGCAGCCAACAUGAUAAAGGCAUUGCGUGAUGGCAACUUUGUAUGUGUGCGAUGCUCUGCACAUGUCCUCCAUCUUGUGGUGAAGGCCGGUUUGGAAGACACCUCAGAGAGCAACACAAAGCUCACAGGAGUUCUGGAUUCAUGUAGAAAAAUUGCAGGGCAUUUUCACCGGAGUGUUAAAGACAGCCACUUACUCAGACGGGAGCAGAGUAAGGCAGGUGUUCCUCAACACAGACUGAAAUAGGAUGUUAGCACCCGGUGGAAUUCCACACUAGAAAUGCUGGAAAGAAUCCUAGAGCAGCAGAAACCCAUGAAAAUUAUAUUGGAAUCACCAGAGCAUUUGGCAGGGAGGAGUGGACCUUAGUUGCUCAGGUGGUGGCUGUACUUAGCCCCUUUCGUGCGGUCACGGAAAACUUAAGCCAGGAGAAGGCAAGUUUGGCGCAAGUCAUCCCUCUCUUUACUCAUCUGUUAACCAAAAUGGAUGCCUUUCUGAAUAACAGAGAGAAGUGGACUGGAGGCUAUAUAGUUGGUGAUGUUGCCACACUGGUAAGGAGACUCCAGGUCCUACUACAGUGUAGGAUUAAAGAGCUGACAGACACUUGCCCUGAUCUAAUGCUAGCCACCAUGUGUGACCCCCGGAUUAAGGGCAAAAUGGCUCUCCAAGCAAAUGCCCUAACAAGCUGGAGGGACAAAUUAAUCAUCAAGGUGUGUGACAGACAGAGACUAUUAGAUGUGGGACAAGAGAGGCAUGAUGAGGAGCAAGAAGCAGAGGAAGAUGAGCCUGCAGAAAUCUCAGCAACCAUCAGCAACACUGCUACAACCUCCUCAAGAGCUGCAGACUUUUGGGCAGAGACAUUGCAAAGCCUGUUUGGACAAACCUGACAACCCUCUCGGAUACCAAGAGACAAGGUGGCAGACAUGGUCAAAAUUUAUGUGUCUGAACCAAAUAUAUUUCCCACUGCCGAUGCCAUGAAAUAUUGGGACGAAAAGAGGGCUAUUUGGCCUGCUCUAAGCAUGGUGGCCCAGGAGCUCCUAUCCUGCCCCCCAACCUCUGUGCAAAGUGAGCAGGUAUUUUCUGUCACCGGGAACAUUCUAUGCCCACAGCGUUCUCAACUGUCCCCUCAGCUCAUGGAGCAGAUGACUUUUUUAAAAGUCAAUUUGCCAAAGUUAGGGUACCCAGCCCUAAACUUUGAAACAAGUUAAAAAGUUGAAGUUACUUCUUCAGUUAAAGUUGAGCACUGCAGUUACCGUUGAGUUCAAGUUUCGUUAACAAGUUGGAAUGUUUUCCCGUUACUACCAGUUGUUUAAAAGUGAAGCAAGUGACAAGCUUAACAGUCCCUUCAAACAGGAUUUAGGAAUCCUAUUGCUGGACCUUGAAGUGGGUGAAAAAAUGGAGUUUCUUUCAGCAAAUCACUGGGCUUGGAACUCUUGUUUUUGUGAUCGGUGGAGUUCAACCAUGGUGCGAUUCAUCCGGCGCAAUUCGCGCGACAUGUUCCUGUUCUCCUUGGCCAGCCUUUGGAUUUCUUUAGCAAGCUGCAGCACUCUCGGAUUCAGGCGACAUAUGAGGACCACCAAGGCCUGUCUCACUCCGACCCUCUGGCAGGAGAUGGUUCCGGAACUCCUGCUCCCACUUCCUGAAUUCCUUGUUUUUUUUUUAUUUUACGCAGGACGGUUGCUUUACAGUCAUAAUACCUGCAUGAGAUAAAGUUUAUUAAAGAGUUUAUCAUACAUUUAAAAUCAAUAAAAAGUUUUGUUGACAAAUGUUACAACUGUUUGAUUUUACUUAUAUGCACAAUUGCAUAUAAGCAACAGAUAUAGCCAGUGUUACCAAAAUGUCUGGUAUGUUAACCCCUUAAGGACUAGGGGUUUUUCCAUUUUUGCAUUUUCGUUUUUUGCUCCUUGCCUUUAAAAAAUCACAACUCUUUCAAUUUUGCACCUAAAAAUCCAUAUGAUGGCUUUUUGUGCCACCAAUUCUACUUUGUAAUGACGUCAGUCAUUUUGCCCAAAAAUCUACGGUGAAACGGGGAAAAAAAUCAUUGUGAGACAAAAAUGAAAAAAAAACGCCAUUUUGUAACUUUUGGGGGCUUUCGUUUCUACGUAGUAAAUUUUUCGGUAAAAAUGACACCUGAUAUUUAUUCUGUAGGUCCAUAUGGUUAAAAGAUACCCCACUUAUAUAGGUUUGAUUUUGUCGUACUUCUGGAAAAAAUCCUAACUUCAUACAGGAAAAUUAAUACAUUUAAAAUUGUCAUAUUCUGACCCCUAUAACUUUUUUAUUUUUCCGUGUAUGGGGCGAUAUGAGGGCUCUUUUAUUGCGCCGUGAUCUGAAGUUUUUAACGGUACCAUUUUUGCAUUGAUAGGACUUAUUGGACUUUGGA